GACUAAUUGACAUUAUGAAUUUUUUUGGAUCAAAACUAACUUAAAAAGAUAAAUCCCUUUUGACUAUGACUCUUAAAAUUGCUUAUAAUCCCUUCAUCUAUGAAGUUUGGACGAAAAGCAGGCUCCAUAGUGUCCAACACCUUGUUGAUAAUUUUCUUAACAGUAAUGGAGCUUCAUCUGCCUUCCUUCCAAGUCCUCUUAACCUUCCUCCUUGUUUUUCUCAUGAUAUUCAAGAGUAUAAAGAAAUCCAAAAUAAAGGAUUCACCCAAAAACCUACCCCCUGCACCAUGGAAACUACCUUUUAUAGGACAUUUGCACCUUUUAAUGUUCUCUCUUCCACAUCAUCGCUUCGGAGAAUUAGCCAAAAAGCAUGGUUCCCUGAUGCACCUACAACUUGGUGAAUUAUCACACAUUGUAGUUUCUUCUCCGGAGGCUGCUAAGGAAGUGAUGAAAACACAUGAUAUCAAUUUUGCUAACAGACCUUUCCUCCUGCCGGGAAGAAUCGUAUUCUAUAAUUUUACAGAUAUUUCUUUUGCACCAUAUGGAGGCUAUUGGAGGCAGCUUCGAAAAAUUUGCACGUUGGAGCUGUUAAGUACAAAACGUGUACAAUCAUUUCGAUCAGUCAGGGAAGAGCAGAUAUCAAAUCUAAUUAGGUCCAUCUCUUCUAGUACAGGAUUGACAAUCAACCUUGGUGAGAUGUUAAACAACUUAUCAUAUAGCAUCGUUUUAAGCACGGCCUUUGGCGGUAGAUGCAAGCAACAUGAAGCAUUCCUUUCAGUUAUGAAGAAAAUUUUGGAAGCGGUAGCUGGUUUUAGUAUCAGCGAUCUGUUUCCUUCCAUCAAAUUGUUUCAUAUGAUCAGUGGGAUGACAGCCAAACUUGAGAAGCUGCACCAAGAUACAGAUGAUAUUCUUGAAAGCAUCAUUGAAGAACAUAAAGCUAGCAAAGCAAAUCCGAAGAAUGGUGAUGAUGUAACAGAUGAUCUAGUUGAUGUUCUUUUGAAUCUUCAGGAUCAUGGAGGCCUUGAAUUUCCCUUAACAAUUGAUAACAUCAAAGCUGUUAUCCUGGACAUCCUCAUUGGUGGAACAGACACAGCUUCAAAUACAGUAGAAUGGGCAAUGUCCGAAAUGAUGAAAAAUCCCAGAAUGCUGGAAAAGGCACAAGCAGAGUUGAGACAAGUCUUUGAUAGAAAAGGGGAUGUCAACGAAUCAGACCUUCAUGAAUUGAAGUACUUGAAGUUAGUUAUCAAGGAAACUUUAAGAUUACAUCCUCCUGUGCCUUUGCUAGUUCCAAGAGAAAAUGUGGAGAAAUGUGAGAUUAAUGGAUUUGAGAUACCUGCCAAGUCCAAAGUGGUUGUUAAUGCAUGGGCAAUUGGGAGAGAUCCCAAGUAUUGGAACGAAGCUGAGAGGUUUAAUCCAGAGAGAUUCCUGAAUAGUUCAGUUGACUAUAAAGGGGCUAACUUCGAAUUUAUUCCAUUUGGUGCUGGAAGGAGGAUGUGUCCUGGGAUGUCAUUCGGUAUGGCUAUUGUUGAGCUUUCCCUUGCAUGUUUACUGUACCAUUUUGAUUGGAAACUCCCUAAUGGGAUGAAACGUGAAGAUCUAGACAUGAGUGAGGCCUUUGGUUCUACUGCUAGAAGAAAAAGAGAUCUGCACCUGAUUCCCAUUCGGUACUCAGUAGUUUGAAGCAAAAAUAUCAGAUGAUCAUCUUGUAAAGCCAUUGAGAAGAUUGUCAAAUCACAUUUUUCAUGGCAGCUAUUGCUUCCUAAUAGUUUUGUAUCAGAACUCAAUUAAGGAGCAUGAAUGUAUGGUGGGUGCAGCAUGUUUUAGAGAUCAAUUCUCAAAUAAAUAAUCAAAUUUCAAAGAAA
Durio zibethinus is the source of this 1862-nucleotide messenger RNA. Its product is annotated as salviol synthase-like. NCBI's taxonomy places the organism in Eukaryota, Viridiplantae, Streptophyta, Magnoliopsida, Malvales, Malvaceae. Gene Ontology annotation, molecular function: oxidoreductase activity, acting on paired donors, with incorporation or reduction of molecular oxygen; iron ion binding; heme binding. The record is from RefSeq and is a predicted model, not a curated record.